UCUUGGGUAGGGAUUUCAUAUUGUUGAUUCUGUUGAUCAAAGGAUUCAGCGUAUACUUCGAUGUCUUCAUCCUGCAGUUGCUGGUAGUAAUUUUCUUCGUAAUCCUCAAAUUGAAAUUCUCCAGAUUCCAUUACCCGUUAAUCGAUCUUUGUAUCAAAAAUGAUACAUUUCGAUGUUUGUAGUACCGUAACUUGAGGAAAGAAAAAAGUUAGAUACCGCCUUCUUUGUGACUUUGUUUAUUUUCGCAUUGUCGUUAUUUUAAGCCAUAAUUUGAAAAAAUUUUGCAAGUAGGCCAUGAGAAAUUCAAAAACUUCAUAAUUCGAGCUAUGUAUCAAUUUUGAUACAUAUAGCAUUUCAAACGUUUUUUGCUGCGGUGCACGUCAUUUGCGACGCUAUUUUUGAUAUUUGUGUUGUGUUUUAUUAGGUUAAGUGCUUCUUUUUUGAAUAUUAAAUUAUUUUGUUAAAUACUUGUACGCGUUCGAAAAAAUGGCUCGUCCACGGUUCUUGACGUUUGAAGAAAUGGUGAAUGAGGUACUGGAUGAGAGUGAAGAAGAUGAAGAUGCUUCCGAUCCUGAUACUGAAAUUGAAAGUAGUUCGUCUGAAAGCUGUUUAUCUGAACCGGAUGACAUUAUUGUCAGUAGUUCAGUUGAUGAUCCAUUGUAUAUUGCAAAAGAUGGUACUACUUGGCGUAGCGAGCCUUACGCCACUGGUCGGUUGGGGAGAGAAAAUGUUAUCAAUUUGCGCCCAGGUGUAACAAGAUUUGCAUCAAGCCGGGUAAAUAACAUUCGGGAUUCAUUUCUGCUACUUUUUCCAUCUUCACUAUCAAAAAUUAUAAUUGAAAAUUCGAACAACUACGGAAAGUAUUUACAUGGAUCCAACCACCUAGAAAUUGACGAGGAAUUAUUUCAUGCCUACUUAGGCAUAUUAUUACUGGCCGGUGUGUAUAAAUCCAAAAAUGACACUUUGCAUGAUUUGUUUGAGGAAUACUGGCCUCCAGUAUUUUCAAUAUUUCGGUCAAUAAUGUCUGAGAGAACAUUUUUAUAUAUCCACAAAAUCAUUCGUUUUGAUGAUGUGCUCACCCGACGUGGCCAAAGAAAUGAUGACAAAUUCGCACCAAUCAGAAACCUUUGGGAAAAGUGGUCUGAACAGCUUCCUAUAUUCUACAAUCCUAAUGAUUGCGUUACUGUGGAUGAACAAUUAUUGGGAUUUCAUGGUCGUUGUAAAUUUCGCCAGUAUAUUCCAUCGAAAGCCCAGAGAUACGGUUUGAAAUUUUGGCUACUUGUUGAUUCACGCACGUGCUAUGUAUGGAAAAUACAACCAUACUUGGGGAAAGGCGUAACCGGAAACACUGAGAGGAAUCAAGGAGAACGAGUCGUUCUGGAUUUAGUUGAUGGGUUGAAAGGACAUAAUGUCACCAUGGACAACUUUUUUUCAUCUCACAGCCUUGGCCAAAAAUUAUUACAAAAGCAAAUGACAAUGGUUGGAACUAUGCGCAAAAAUAAAAGGUCUAUUCCUCCAAAGCUACUGAAUUGCAAGAAAGUUCCACGAUAUGAAUCAACUUUUGCUUUCACUCCUGAUACCACUCUCGUUUCGUAUAUCAGUCAUAAGAACAAAUGUACAGUUGUUAUGAGCACAUUGCAUCACGCACCUAAUAUUGAGAAUGAGUCAAAAAAGUUGCGCGAAAUCAUCUCUUUUUAUAACUCAACGAAGGGAGGCGUGGACACGGUUGACAAAAUGUUGAGUUGUUACUCUUGCAAACGUAAAAAUAAUCGUUGGACUAUGGCGGUAUUUUCCAACAUAAUCGAUAUUUCUGCUUUGAAUUCGUAUAUUUUGUAUUAAGAUAUUGAUCCGAAUUGGAAGCAAACUCAAAAGCACACAAAACGUAAAUGUUUCCUGCAUGAGUUAGCAAUUUCAUUGGCAAAGCCCUAUAUGGAAAAACGAAAAAAAGGUCCAAGGAACGAAUUAUCUUUGGCGCUGCUUUCCAAACUGUCAUCCCAGAAUAUUCCUGACACUAGUGAUAAUGAUGCUGGCCCAUCAAAAAAACAAAAGAAUGAUAAGUCUCCGAAAAAAAACCGCGCAAGGUGUCAAAAAUGCUAUCAUUCUGGAGAACAUAAAAAUAAGUGGACAUCGCCAUUCUGCUUCUUAUGUAAAAAGCCGUGCUGCAACGACA
Messenger RNA from Bactrocera neohumeralis, 2170 nucleotides. RefSeq names its product piggyBac transposable element-derived protein 4-like. Bases 487 to 1839 code for a protein of 450 amino acids. NCBI's taxonomy places the organism in Eukaryota, Metazoa, Arthropoda, Insecta, Diptera, Tephritidae. The transcript is spliced from 3 exons. The record is from RefSeq and is a predicted model, not a curated record.